This is a messenger RNA of Glossina fuscipes, 1894 nucleotides long. It is a transcript of the gene osi, whose product is annotated as electron transfer flavoprotein regulatory factor 1. Lineage: Eukaryota; Metazoa; Arthropoda; Insecta; Diptera; Glossinidae. Bases 140 to 394 code for a protein of 84 amino acids. The transcript has 2 exons. Gene Ontology annotation, biological process: respiratory electron transport chain. Gene Ontology annotation, cellular component: mitochondrion. The record is from RefSeq and is a predicted model, not a curated record.
UAUUAACAUCACUUUAUUUCUAUAGAAAACGCAUUACAUUAAAAGUAUCAUUAAUCUGAAUACGCAAAUUUUUCAACAGAACAAAACUCGCCUAUAAAUAAACCAAAGUUCUUUCGCGACUAUACAUAUUUUUUGUGUAAUGACAGAACUUCGUUCGAAAGUUGUUCAACUUUAUAAACAUUUAAUAUAUUUAGGAAGGGAAUAUCCUGGAACUAAUGGUCCAGAAAAAUUUCGUCAGCAAGUGCGCGACGCUUUUCUGAAAAAUAAGAGCGAGACAGAUCCAAGAAAAAUUAAAGCUCUCUUAGCUCAAGGACGUUAUGUGGCCAAAGAAGUGGAAACGCUUUAUUAUUUAAAGAAAUACCGAGCAAUAAAACAACGUUAUACCCAAGAAUAACUUGCUAUACAUUAAGUAAUUGACUAAUGUAAUGGAUAAGACUAAAUGUAAUCGAAAAGCAUGUUUUUUUUUUUUUUAUUAUAUUAGUUAUUAGUUAUUUAAUCCUUGAAUAGAUUUAGCAAAAUACAAAGAAGAAAAAUAGAUGUAUAACGGUAUAGAUUUUUAAUAAAAGAAAAACUUCUCGUUAUGCAAUAAACUUUAAAUUUAUCCAUACAUAUAAAACGCAAUAAGAUGCAUUCGCUUUUCAUCUUUGGAUACAGUAUUGUUUACAUUCAUUGUUCAACCGCCGAGAUAAUGCGCUCUGAAAGAGCAAAGUUAUUUAUUACGUAGCAUUUCAUUAAUAUAUAUAAGUGUAAACGUAAAUUAUUAUUAUUAUUUACGUUGUUAAUUAAAACAAUUAUAAAGUUAUCGUGGUGUACUGUCUUUAUCCGACCUUGUUCGAUAUAGUGGAAAUGCCGCAAUAUGCUACAUAGUCUUAAUGAUCAAUCAUUCGUUCCCAUCAAUCCAAGGAGAAACCAUUCUGUACUCAUUAUCAUCAGUCAAGUUUAGAAUUAAGUGUGCAUAUAACGAGAGAAACAACCAGGAAGGCAGGUGUAAAUUUGAAAUAAUUCAGGUCGUCAGCGUAUUGAAAGGUGUUAAUUUUAUCGGCCUGAAAGUUAUGCAACUGUAGAGAACAAGCCUUUAUAUAGCUGGGAAGAAUGUGAAGAGGUUGUGCGUGAGUGUAUACUAUUCACUCAUAUUUUGCACGUUAUUUAAAGCAUGACUCGGAAAAUCUUUCGAUGGAAAAGUACGUACAGGACGGAAGGCAACCUUAGAUACCUUAGAUUAUUAUUAUUAUGCCUAUUUUUAUCUUUUAAAAAUAACGAUUGUUCUUUUUGAAUGGGAAAUUUCCGAAUGCAAAGCUAUGUCAUGCUUUGCUCAUAUUGGCAGUUAAUUUGAACCCACGGCUUACGAGCAAUUUGUUCCUGUGGACAUAUUAUUAACUCAUAUUAUAGAACUCCUAUGCAAUGAGCAUACUUCUAUAUUAACAGCUUGGAAUCUUUUCGAUUCCGCAGCUCAAGCACGGUGAAGAUGGAAUACCAUCAUAUACUUCAACUCGGCCUGCAUCCAUCAUCAUGCUUAGAUAACAACCGUAAGGUUCACAGAGGCAUUUGAAACACAAUCGAAAAGUUUGGAAGAAUCCCAGCGAGCUUCUUGUUAAUAUAAUCGUAGGUGCUGGCUGGCUAUGAAAAAGAACAAUUCAUUAACACGCAUGUUUGUAGAUUCGCGUUCUUGAAAAGCAUAGAAACGAGCCGAAGCUAUCUUUCAGUGUUCAAGAAAUCCAUCAGUCCCUGCUUAACCAUGAAAUCUUAUGAACACUGAAAUUAAACAAAUGAGUCUGAAGUUGCUUAAAACAUUGAAGUCUUUAUCUACUUUAGGAGCGGGAACCAUUUUACUCCAUCGCAAUUCGAAUGGGACGAUGUUAUUAGACCAGGAAUUACUAAGUGCAUGCAACACAGC